AUGGUGCUGGUUAUCUCAUUCCUCUUUGCCUUGGCGUGUGGAUUGGUGGCCGCUGAUCCAUCCCCGAGGGAAAGGGUGGUCAAUCUCGUCACCGAGCUGAAAGAACGCAUCGUGGAGGACCGCAGCAACGAACAAAAGGUACGACCUAUACAGAUGGAGAAGAUGUGCAGCCAUGGCGGCCACAGGUGUAUGACAAGUACGCCUGCUGGUGCGAGAAGACGCUCAAGAGGAAGGCCGACACCAUCCAUGCUGCAAAGUAUAGUCAGCACAUAGAUCACCCGCGCGGGAAUUCGUCGGUAUCUCUUUUUCCUUGUCAGGGAGGAGAUCGCCGCAUUGCAGCACCAGGUGCUGGAGACCAAGAGCCGGCUGGCAGUCCUUGCCGCGGAGAUCCAAACUACCAAACAGGUAAUAGGAAGGGCAAUGAAUCUGUGUGAUCUGCGUUACCGGGAUGUCAGGAGAUGACAGAGAUUGCCAAUUCUCGGGAGGACGCGACAGCCCUACGCAAGAGGGAGAGCGAGGAAUAUAUGCAGGAGCAGGCUGGUACUGCAACAAAUGUCACAGCAGAUUGGCCGUCAUCUUUUUCAUUGGUUCUCCGUUUCCCCCACGUCAGAGCUCAACGAGGCCAUCGCAGCGCUGGGCAAGGCAAUAGAGGUGCUGGGAGGAGUACAAAGAAAACCCCAGCAAGCAGAGCAGGAGACGGCGUUCCUCGCCACCCUACCAGGUGCGCAAUAGCUCACAGACGCUCACCCAUGUAUCAUCAACAGCAUCAUUUCAUGUUGUUGUGGUCGUCAUUUAUCAGCCAUCCGUCACGCGCUGCAGCUGCCCGCCGCAAAAGAGAUGUCCAGCGCCAAGCUGCAGCUACUCAGCUCCUUCCUCGCCUCAACUAUAACAGGAGUAAGACUGCCUCCUUUUGUCUAUCUGCACUCAUUGUCAUGUGCAUGUGUAUUGGCGUUUCCGCGCCACAUGAUCAGCCAAUCGCCAACAUUUGGGGAUUCUGGCCCGCAGUCAUCGACCAUCUUGGGCAUCCUCAAAAGCAUGGACGACACUUUCAAGGGAAACCUCGUUAGGCUAGAAAAGGUGAGUAAAAGGCAUUUACUGAAGCCAUGGGCCUCGGAAAAUCCCUCCCUGCGUGUCUGUCGGCCUGUGCAGCAAGAAAAAGCCAAGCAGGAGCAGUACAAGGUCUUCCUGCAGGACACAUCUAACCAGCUUAAAAGCCUUGAAGAGGCCCUGGCCGCAAAGGAGGGAGAACAAGCCGACAAGAUGAAAGCAGAGGUGAGGAAGACCUCGAUAACAAACACCCAAGUAGACCCAUGGAUUGCCCUGUUGCUACAGGCCGAGAGCAAAUCUCAGCUCGCCGAUACAGUGGAGCAGCGAGACAGCGGUAAAAUCCAACACACACCUACACACACACACACACACACACACAUACACAUUUGAUGAAGCUACGUGUGUCUCCCUCUUCAGAUGAGGCGUUCUUCGCAGACGCUGCUGCCGGCUGCAAAAACAAAGCGGACGAAUGGCACGGUAAGCGGCGGGAUGUGCGGCUCGGUUGACGUUGACGUUGGCUCUCGCCUGUGGGUGUCAGCUCGGGAGCAGAUGCGUGACGAUGAGCUAAGUGGCAUCCAAAAAGCCCUGGACUUCCUCGCCUCAGAUGAGGCACAGCAGCUCUUCCUCAGGUAAGACGGCCGCUUACGCGUCACCGGUGAGACAGGAUUGCAUGUAACGCCUUCUGGUCAGGAUCGGCAAGCGACAAGCGCCGGAGCUGCUGCAGGUGUCGGCGCACAUCCGUCGUCACCACACCGCUACCAAGGCGCAGCACAUGUGGGCCCUCAACCAGCUCCGCAACGUGGCAAGGAAGGCGCACAGCCCCCAGCUGGCGCUUCUAGCCCUCCAGUUGUUGUGCGUUGCCCUCCUUCUUCAGCAAGGUCGUUUCGAGAAGGUGCUCAAGGCCAUCAACAAGACACUCAAACAUCUGAAGGUCAGAGGAUUGGACAAAUGCGACUUUUACCGCUAUUCAUGUGUGUCUCUGAUCGAUAUUCAGGACGAGGCGCAGCAGGACAUCAAACAGCGAGACUGGUGAGGCACCAAGGAAGGAAGGAUGGACACCCCGAUCGUUUGGGCAUUGUGAUGCAGGUGUAUAGAGGAGCUGCACCAGACGAAACUGAGCCUUGAAGAGCUGUCACACGCAUACACCAUCCAGUCGUCGAAGAUUGACAAGCUGUCCGCCAAGUCCAACAAGCUGGCGCACGACAUGCAGAAGACACACGAGGUCGCAAAAAGAAACGAAAUGAGGUCCUUGCAGACAUGCCUUUUCCCUUUUCCCCUUUGCAGGAGCUUGAGCAGGUGAAUGCGACGAUCAGUACUGCACAUGACGAUCGCAAUUCUGCCGCAGCGGCAUACAACCAGAGCAGAACUGGUAUGGAAGAAGAAGACCGCAUGAUGCAUGUCUCUCAUUUCAUCGACUCAUCCGUCGCGGUUUGCUCUUUCAGCCAACUUGGCUGCCGUGGAGCUGCUCGGCCACACCAUUUCAGAACUGCAGGCCUUCUUCAAGAGCGGCGAGGGCGAUGUGCCCAGCCCGUCGACAGCGCUGAUACAGGUGGCAUCGUGCCCCCUUCUGUCUAGUAUCCAUUCUCAUCCCUCCCCCGCCUCUCUCUGUCUGUGUAUGCGCGCGCGUGUGUGUGUCGCAGACCCAAAGCGUGGUCCCCAGACACAGAUACUCCCCCCUUCGUCUUCUGCACCGCCACCGUCGGUCGAGUGCACUCCUCCGCCGCACACACAGCCACCGCUACGGUCACCGCAGGAUCCUCGCGUCGAAAGACUACAAGUCUUCCCACAGCAGCAGCAUCAGCAGCAGCCAGGAGCCCACAUUCGAUGUGGAUCCUGACCAGGCACCGGAGACGAAGUUCUCAGACACGAAAUCCACAAAGGUACACAUGCGGACAGAUGGAGACACGGCAAACGAGAGAAUGCAUGAGGCCUUUGCACGCGUGUGGAUGGAUGUGUGGAUUUGUUGAUCCAGGGUCAGACGGACAGUGUGUUGGGCAUGAUUUCCUACGUCAAGGACAAGAUUGAGAGCGACAUCGAGGCGGAGGAGAAAGAUGAGCAGGAGGCCAUCGAGCAGUUUGGCAAGGUCAUGGCCGACCUCAAGACCACCCAGCAGUCACUGCAAGCCAAAUAUGUGGAGCUCGAAGGCGCCAAAGGCAAGCCAACACAACCCAAUCCACACUCACCACAUUCACCUCCUCCCAGGUCUGUGUGUUUGUGUGUGUGGUUGUGCCGGUAUGUAUUGUCUGUGUUUGUGUCGUUGCAGCUGAUGUCGACAUGGAUCUGGGGGAGACGCUUUCAGGCCGCAAUACAACCAGCACCACACAAAGCGACACGGAGACACACAAGAACCAGAUCAAACCUGGAUGCGGUGAGUGCAGUGGACGAGGAUGCGUGAAUGCCCAUCAUUUCCUUCUGUGUCACAUGUUGAAUGAAUGUCAGAUUGGUUGAUGGCCAGUUUCGACGCCCGAGCUCAGCAUCGUGCCGAAGAAAGGGACGCGCUCACAAACGUAAGCACGCUGAAUGAUGUCCACAGCCGGCCCCCGCAAACGGAACGGGUGCAUUUCUCUGUGGCUCACGCUAGGCAAAGUCGGUGUUGAAAGGCGCGUCGAUGGGCAAGGCCCUCCUGCAGAACGACAGAGUGAGGAGCCAGGAAGGCCAUCAAAUGGAUGCGGAGGACGGGGCGGACGACUCCCCGGUCGUAGUGGUGGAGGAGGUGAUUGAAGAGGGGCCACUUCUCAUCAGGGCUCAGCAAUGACGGCCAGUGGUUGUGCGUGUAUUCGACGGACUACUAGGGCAAUGGCAUUGGUCGAUCACUGCCAGAGUGCUGUCUGUCAGCAGUCAGUGCCUGGUGGGUUGGCUGUGUUGCGUACCGUGAACCUGUGCAUGUUCCGAUCCAAUGUCUCUAUCGC
Messenger RNA from Vitrella brassicaformis, 3956 nucleotides. NCBI's taxonomy places the organism in Eukaryota, Vitrellaceae. The record is from the annotation of a GenBank genome assembly.